UCUGCCAGGCGCCGGUCGGGCACCAUGUCUCUGCGACUCUCCAGUGGCUCCAGGAGGGCCGGUCCCCGCCCCACCACAGGAUCGCUCAGGCUCUCCGGCGCGGGAGCCUCCUUCGGGGCUGGCAAUGCUUGCAGCAUGCCUGGGAUUGGAAGUGGCUUCUCCUGCGCCUUCGGGGGCAACGCACUGGGAGGAAAUGCAGGCGGAAGCAAUUCGUGUGCUGGCUUCUCGGUGAACGAGGGGGGCCUCCUCUCGGGCAACGAGAAGGUGACCAUGCAGAACCUCAACGACCGCCUGGCCUCCUACCUGGACAACGUGCGCGCUCUGGAGGAGGCCAAUGCGGACCUCGAGCAGAAGAUCAAGGGCUGGUAUGAGAAAUUUGGGCCUGGCUCUUGCCGGGGGCUGGAUCACGACUACAGUAGAUACCUCCCUAUAAUUGAUGAUCUCAAAAGUCAGAUCAUCGCUUCCACCACCAGCAACGCUAAUGCUGUCCUCCAGAUCGAUAACGCCAGGCUGACCGCCGAUGACUUCCGACUCAAGUACGAAAACGAGCUGGCACUUCACCAGAGUGUAGAGAGCGACGUCAACGGGCUGCGCAGGGUUCUGGAUGAAAUCACCCUGUGCAGGACGGACCUGGAGAUUCAGUAUGAAACCCUGAGCGAGGAGAUGACCUACCUCAAGAAGAACCACAAAGAGGAAAUGCAAGUUCUGCAGUGCGCCGCGGGGGGCAACGUGAACGUGGAGAUGAACGCGGCGCCCGGGGUGGACCUCACGGUCCUGCUGAACAACAUGCGGGCUGAGUACGAAGCCCUCGCCGAGCAGAACCGCCGGGACGCGGAGGCCUGGUUCAACGAGAAGAGCGCUUCGCUGCAACAGCAGAUCUCUGAGGAUGUCGGAGCCACGACCUCUGCCCGGAAUGAGCUGACUGAGAUGAAGCGCAAUCUCCAAACGCUGGAAAUUGAACUUCAGUCUCUCCUGGCCACGAAACACUCCCUGGAGUGCUCCUUGACGGAGACGGAAGGCAACUACUGCGCGCAGCUGGCGCAGAUCCAGGCUCAGAUCGGGGCCCUGGAGGAGCAGCUGCACCAGGUCCGGACCGAGACCGAGGGCCAGAAGCUGGAGUACGAGCAGCUGCUGGACAUCAAGGUGCACCUGGAGAAAGAAAUCGAGACCUACUGCCUCCUCAUCGGUGGAGAUGAUGGGGCCUGCAAGUCUGGGGGCCACAAGACCAAAGACUAUGGACCUGGAAAUACCGGAGGUCAAGUCAAAGAUCCGGCCAAAGCCAUAGUGGUUAAGAAGGUUCUUGAGGAGGUAGACCAGCGCAGCAAAAUCCUGAGCACCAGGCUCCACUCGCUGGAAGAGAAAUCCCAGAGCAAUUAGUCUGAGACACAAGAGCCAGCACACGCCAAGUCCUUUCCGAGAAGAGAAGGCGUAGCAUCAUAGAUCUGUGCUGAAAAAAUGAGCAAGUCUAAAACAAAAUCCGCCUCUUCAUCUUUCUGUUAUUGAAAUGUAAUCUCUAGCCAUCAGUAGUGGUAUCUCCCCAUUCCUCUGGAAGAAUGUCACAUACAAAUAUGAUGACUC
Phyllostomus hastatus (greater spear-nosed bat) is the source of this 1578-nucleotide messenger RNA. RefSeq names its product keratin 25 (gene KRT25). The transcript is spliced from 8 exons. Gene Ontology annotation, biological process: hair follicle morphogenesis; intermediate filament organization. Lineage: Eukaryota; Metazoa; Chordata; Mammalia; Chiroptera; Phyllostomidae. The record is from RefSeq and is a predicted model, not a curated record. Bases 25 to 1377 code for a protein of 450 amino acids. Gene Ontology annotation, molecular function: structural molecule activity.